AUGAAACACAUAAUUCUUACUAUUAUAUUAUUUCUUAUAUUCUUCAAAACUUUUGCUAUUAAAUCUUCUGUAAAUUGUGAUGAUUUUUAUUUUGAUCCUGAAGGCAUUAAAUUUCUAGCAAAUCAUCAGGUCGAAUUAACAAUAAAUGGACCACACAAAGUAGAAAGUCCUGGUAGUUUCACAUGUUGUUUGCAACAAGGGCCAAUUAUGGUUGGUAAUUAUAAGUUUUCUAUAGGUGGCACCACGAUUUAUACUGUUUUAUCUGAUUUUACAUGGGAAAAUGGAUACAAUAUGGGAAAUAUCUUAGAUGCGAAUAAUUGUUUGAGUAAAAGUUGGGGUAAAUACUUUGACUGUAAUACAAUUUAUGAAGGGCAAUAUGAAUACACGCGGGUUGACAAUUAUGAUCCCACAAAUUUUCCCUCUCCAGGAGAAACUAUUGGGUUGGAAGUUACUGUAUAUGCUCAUUGUUUUAAUCAAUGUGAAACAAUUUGCUUAAAAUCUUGUACGAUUACCGCUGGCAUUUCUUAUGAUCCUCCACCACCACCAAAAUAA
Molecule: messenger RNA, 552 nt
Organism: Rhizophagus irregularis DAOM 181602=DAOM 197198
Lineage: Eukaryota; Fungi; Glomeromycota; Glomeromycetes; Glomerales; Glomeraceae
Source: RefSeq, a predicted model, not a curated record